Molecule: messenger RNA, 3706 nt
Organism: Lottia gigantea (owl limpet)
Lineage: Eukaryota; Metazoa; Mollusca; Gastropoda; Lottiidae
Exons: 18
Coding region: 1-3693 (1230 amino acids)
Biological process (GO): snRNA transcription by RNA polymerase III; snRNA transcription by RNA polymerase II; positive regulation of transcription by RNA polymerase III
Cellular component (GO): transcription elongation factor complex
Source: RefSeq, a predicted model, not a curated record
AUGUCUAGCUAUGGUAGGAAUGAUCCAGUUAAUGGGUAUGAAGCAUAUUUUACUGAAGACAGCUACAAGAAACUUGUUAAAGAGGACACUUUUGAAAGCAAGUUAUCAAAAAGUAUUUCAAGUAUUAAAUUACAGAGACAAGCCAAUCAUAUUGUUCAUGGUGACAAGGGCAAUAAGUCAGUUUCGACUGGUGAAAAAAAGGGCAGUAACUCAGCAGUGAGUCAAAAUGUAGUUAAUCAAAAAGGGAAAAAGUCAAAUCAAGAAACAGCUGUAAAGACAGAAGUAAAAUCUGAGCCAGAGUGUGGUUCAUCUGAAGAGUUUGUCUUACCAACAUCUCUACUAGGCAGAAAAAUUGGUGGUUUACAGAAGAAAUCCAGUUUAACAAAAACAGAACAGAGAAAAUAUAUAGAUUUACUGUUAAAAUAUAGAUACCAUCCACCUGGUGUGAACUUAUCUAAUACAGAGAAAAAAGACUUGAAAUAUUUUGAGUCACUGCAGGUUCGAGUAGCAGUAGAACAGAAUGAAUUUAUGGGUAAAUUACGAGAGCUGGCAGCCAAUCAGGGAAUAUAUAACUUUCUCUCACCAGAUGGCAGAAGAUACAUAGAGGAAAAACAUGAAGGGAAGUUAAAACAAGUUGAAGAUCUACCGAGAUAUUUUUUUACAAUAAAUAAACCUUUACCAUUGAAUGUAACUAUUAAUCCUUGUAGCCCACCACCAAAUUUAGUGUUUGUCAAAACUCUAGCAGAACUGGGUGUCCCAGCUAAGAUAAGCAUACCUAUUAUCUGUAACAAUGAGAAGAAGAUGAUACCUAAUGAUUAUGAUAAAGUGUCUAGUCAAUGUCCAAUGUGUAUUCAAACUGAAUUAGAGAAUAAAUAUUGUAAACAGGUUUGUAGUAAGGAUAAGAACAGUGAGAUAUUAGCCUGUAAAACUUUCAGCCAUAUUGUUUUAUCUACCAGUGUUUUACGUUGUCUGAUCAACAACCAUGCUCCUAACUUUAACACAGCCUGGGAAAUACCAGUUACUGUUAAAACACAUGAUUUACAAUAUCAAGGGCACACAAUCAAACAAAAAGUAGUAUAUUUUGAUAAACCAUUACCUCCAAAAGAAGAAUCACAUCGUGAUAAAAACACCAAAUAUCAUAAAUACGCUCUGAGAGCUUUCCUAGCACGCUCACAAAAUAAGCCUAAUGUUAAAAACAAACCCAAUUCAGCUGUACCUGAGAGAAAGCCUAAAGCUCAAAAACAGAACCUCAUUGUAAAAGAAGAAGAUCCUUUUGGUGAUGUAUCAAUAGAUGAUAUAGAAACAUUCGGUGCUUUUACCCUGACAUCCAAACUAAAAGAAUAUUCUAAACCCCAAAAAUGUGAAAUUAUAAAAAAUGAAAGUAGAGUUAAAAGUGAAUCAAGUAACAAUGUGUCUGAGCUAAAUAAAGAUUUGUUUGGAUCUGGAAGUGAAACAGACACCCCUUGUCAUAAAAAUGAAAAUAGUUUUGUUCUUGAAGCUUGUUCUGGUACAGACAAUGCUGUUUCAGAAACUAACAUUGAAAAUGAAAGUUUCUCAGAGCUUUCUGAUUCAGAUCUUACUGAUAAGGAAUGUCCUAAAAGUAGUCAGUCUGUAUCUAAGGAUGAAAAUGGUGAUAAUAGUGCAUGUUCUCAGGAUGCUAUAAAGUCAAUACCAGAGUCAAAAAUGGCCAUUGAAGAAAACAACCAAGAAAAGGAAAUUAAAAUGUGUGAAUCGAAUACUUCUGAAGGAGCAGUUGUGUCCAACCAUUCUACGGUUGCUUCAAAUAAGGAUUCUGUGACAAAUGUUCCCAAUACUUUAGAAUGCAGCACAGGGAGUGAGUCUGAAGAAAAUUUAGUCAUUGAUCUAGGAGAUCUCAACUCGAAAGUCAAAAAACGCAAAGUUGAACAGAUAUUUUCACCAAAAGGAAAGAAAGACGAAAACUUUCUGUGUAACCCAAAACCCACUAAAGUUAUAGAACUGUCAAAAAAAGACAAAAAUGUUCCAAAUAGAGUUCCAUUCGCCAUUUUCAAACAAAAAUGGAAACUGAAGCCUUUGACCUCUGAUGACCUUGACCAAAGUUCUCCAGUGGAAGAUCAAAACAUUGUGAGAUUACGUAGUGGAAGAACAGUCGGUAACCUAAGUGGAGAUGAAAGUUCAUCCAGUUUCAGCCAAUCAGAUAGUGAGAGUGUAUUCACACCACCGAAAAAGCCACGACAGAUGGAAGAAAUUACCUCCCCUGAUAACAUAAGCCAAUCAGAUUGUGAGAAUGAAGUCCCUGUCAAGGUUAUUCCGUUAGAAAAACGAGAGUAUGGUCAGUUAAUUAUGGUUCCUAAACAACCAAAAUAUAAAAAGAAAGACAAAUCAGCAACAGAAGAUAAUGGUACUCCAACCAGACGUGUACUGAGAUCUCAGAGGAGAUAUAAUGACUCACAUGAUCAAAAUGAACCAAUCGAAAUGGAAAGUCUGGCGAAUGAAAAGUUGACCUCUGUAUCACAAGAAAGACGAAAGUCACCAAGAAUUUAUAGUACUAGCAGUGAUGUUGAUAUGACUAAAGAUAUUGAAAUGAAGGCUGCAGACACACCAGAAUCUACAACCAAAGGUGGUGAAGUUGUUAAAAGAAAGAGAGGACGACCAAGAAAGGAAUCGAAUAUAAAACGAGAACCUACCAAAGACACACAAAAUAAGGAAUCUGAUGGUAACAAGGAGCCUGUAGAUAGAACAAGACCACCAGUGAGACGUUCUUUAUCACUUGAUAAAGAGAAAACUGAAAUACAAUCAAAUACAUUUACUAGGGUUACAGAGCUACAUACUGAAGAUAAAUCAACUAGGAAAGAACUAGACCAGAAAGAAAGACCAUUAGACAACAAAAACAAAAUUAUAAGUUCGGGUACACCAUGUUCUACCAAGAGAAAAACCAAGAAAACCCCAGAAACUAACAAGACUACAGAAUCAAAUCUAUUGGAUGAUAUUUUAGGAAAAACAGAUGCAGAAUUAGAAAAGAAAAAAGCUGAGGAACAAGAAGAUUAUCUGGAACCAAUCGAUGGUCAAAUUUCAUAUCAUUUAUGGAAGUUUUCUGGGUUAUCAAUGAUAAUACGAACAUAUAGUCAUGGUAUGGUUCGUGAUGCAAGACAGACAUUCCAAGGUCACAUUGUGCCAAAGUUAGAGUAUCAGAUAAAACACGGUGUGGAGCAGAUAUCACUGGAGGAAGUGAGUCAAGCAUGGAUAUCAUGUUAUGUUAAACCAUUCAGUCAGUUGAUCAGAGGUAGAAUCUCAGCCACCACCUCUGAGUUAUUGAUGAUUGAAACAUUAGAUUUAAACCAAAUACUGUCUCAAGCCACAAAUUUCAAUGUAAUUGGAGCCUUGUGCAGUUUACAUAAUAUUUUGAUGACAGUUUACAGUUUAGAAAAUGGAACAUAUUUAUUAAGUCAUGAAGCAGGUGAAGCACAUUGUCAUAUCAAACAGGCGUCUCAGUACAAACGUGGUGCUUAUGACCUUCACUUUAGUCAUCAAGGUCACAUUAGAGUAAAUGAGAUGAAGAACGAAUGGUUUCCUAUAGACACCAAUAUUAUUCUUCCUCACCAUAAAGUUCAAGGUCGAAUUCCUGCUACAUAUGAACCAGAAGAUUUUAAUACUGGAAAUAAUUCUAAGAAACGAAAAGGAGGAAAGAAAAAAAAAUGGAAUAAUAAAAAAUAAAAAAUAAUUCUAG